AUGACAAUUAAAUGUUUAAAGCAUCAAAAAUCACCGAAAUUCAUUUGUUACCAAUGUAAUAGUUUGAUGUGUUCAAUAUGUAUCAGUAUUCAUUACCAAGCUCAUCCUGAUCAUUCAGAAUGGGAACAUAUUGAUCAGAUCAAAGAUUCAUUGAGUAAUUUUAAUGUAGAUAAUAUUAUUGACACCAAAACCAAUAAUGAUAUCAAUAGUGACAAUAGUAAUAACUUCCUAUCGCAAAUCAAUAUUAAACUUAAAUCGAUAUGGGAAUCACUUUGUUCAUCUACAUCAAGAUUUCAAUCAUUAUCAACAACAGAGAAUGAAAUCAAAGAACACUUUGAACAGUUGCAUCAAUAUCUCAUUAGAGAACAGCAUAAACUACAAAGAGAUAUUAUCAAUGAUAAACAUACACUCACAAAUUCAAUCGAUUAUAAUAUUAAUCAUUUGAAAUAUUUAAUAAAUAUUAUAAAGAUAUUUAAUAAAUUAAAUAAUAAUAACAAUAAUAAUAGUGAUAAUAGUGGUGAUUAUAAUCAGUCAAUUAUUGAAGAUACAACAUCAUUGUACUCAACAGCAACAAUAAUGAAAUCAAUAACAUCCAGUUCAUCAUUACAAUCAUUCAUCAAUGAUAACAAUCAAACGUUGUUUAAUUAUGAUAAAAAUAAUAACUAUUUAAAUAUUGAUGAACUUAUCAAACAACAUGGCGAUGAUUCAAAAUUACUAUUAUUAGAUAUCAUUCAUAAAUACAACAAUCAAUUUAAAUCAACAACAGUCACUGACAAUAAUGACGAUUCAAUAUCAUCUUAUAAAUUAUCAAUCAAACAACAUGAUUUCAAUCAAUUGAAUUCAAUUAUUGAAAAUUCAAUCAAACUUGAUAAAAUUGUAUCAAACAGCAAUGAUAAUAAACAAUCAUAUAUUUUCACAACUCACAAAUCAAAAGGAGCAACACUGAUCAACACAUCAAACAACUAUUCAAUUGAAGAACUACAGUUUGAUUACAAAUUUUCUUGUACUUACUCCUCGAUUGUUUCAGUUGGUGAAUAUAUCUAUAUAUUCGGGGGAUACACCAGUACUUUAAAAUGGAUUAAAAUUUCUACCAAAUCCAAGUCAAUAGAACAUAUUGGUGAAAUCGAAGGAAUCAAAGGUGAUUAUUAUAUAUCAGUUUGUUAUGAUGGCCAAGAUCAUAUCUACUUAGUGAAUGGAGCCCACAGAAAAAAUAGAAUUGAUAGAUUCAACAUCCAUACAAUGAAGUUCGAAUCAUAUCAUCAUUUACUUGAAGGAUAUGAUCGUCAAAUAUCAUCGAUGAUUUUCAAAGGUUCAUUAUAUUCAAUAUCAUAUGAUCAAAAUAAGCUAUUUCAAUUCGAUUUGACAAAUAAAACGAUAAUAGAUCAUCAAAUUGACAUUAUACCAUACUCAGCAUGUCAUGAUAACAAUGGAAAUUUCUUUAUAUUAGAUUCAUCCAACAAACAAUUCAUCAAAUAUAACGUUGAAACCAAACAAACUUUCAAUCUCAAUGCUAUUCCUCUCACAAAUGCACAGUAUUCAUGCGUAAUGUAUCAUCGAGAAUCACCGGAAUCAAGCUGUAUCUAUUCAUUUGGUUCAUCCAAUGAUUGUAAUUUCAAAUACUCAAUUGAAUCCAAUCAAUGUGAACCAUUCUUUCGAGAUAUUGAUAAUCAAGAUCGACAAUGGUGUGCAUCUACAACAAUUACACCAUAA
Heterostelium album PN500 is the source of this 1710-nucleotide messenger RNA. RefSeq names its product kelch repeat-containing protein. The coding region runs from base 1 to 1710 and encodes 569 amino acids. The record is from RefSeq and is a predicted model, not a curated record. Lineage: Eukaryota; Evosea; Eumycetozoa; Acytosteliales; Acytosteliaceae. The transcript has a single exon. Gene Ontology annotation, molecular function: protein binding.